Molecule: messenger RNA, 3410 nt
Organism: Scomber japonicus (chub mackerel)
Lineage: Eukaryota; Metazoa; Chordata; Actinopteri; Scombriformes; Scombridae
Gene: socs3b
Product: suppressor of cytokine signaling 3b
Exons: 3
Coding region: 426-1121 (231 amino acids)
Biological process (GO): phosphatidylinositol phosphate biosynthetic process; intracellular signal transduction
Cellular component (GO): phosphatidylinositol 3-kinase complex
Molecular function (GO): 1-phosphatidylinositol-3-kinase regulator activity
Source: RefSeq, a predicted model, not a curated record
GGCAGAUACCACCAGCGCUACAUUCCUCCGGUCAGGACACAAACCCGCACACUUUUUCUGGAUACUUUUUUUUUUUUUUUUCACUUUUGGGGGGGGGAUUUUAAUGCCUGAGUUAAUAAUUUCUCUAGCACUACUCUCGGGUAGUUUGCAUAUCUUGUGGUGCUUUUGCGACGCGCGCCUGCGGUGCGGGGCUGCACAUAUCCGCAAGCUGUGUGUAGGUGCUCUCUCCCAGCCCCUCUCUGGAUGCAUCAGACUCCUCUGCCCCGGGGCCCUGGACCCGGUGUGUGACCCCGCCGCCCUCACCCCUUCCCCCCUCUCCUUCCUCUCCCUCGGCCCCCAGCUCCUUUCCACCUGUCUGCUUCGGCGCUCCUGCUCUGGGCCCCCUGCCUCUCGGCCGGCGUGCAGAGGCAGGGGGCCAUGGCGCCAUGGUAACCUCCGGUGGACACAACCCCCUCGCCAUGAGCAGCGGGACCCCUUCAGAGGGCAGGGUUCAGGGGUCGAACUUUACCCCACAUCACUACAAACCCUUCAGUUCGCAUGCACACUACCAGCAGGUGAUGCGUGCUCUGCGUAAGCUCCAGGAGAGUGGGUUCUACUGGGGGGCUGUUGGCGGACGAGAGGCCAGCUCCUUGCUACGCUCUGAGCCCCCGGGCACCUUUCUGAUCCGUGACUCCUCCGACCACCACCACUUCUUCACCCUCUCUGUCCAGACGACCCGCGGGACCAAGAACCUGCGCAUCCACAGCGAGGGAGGCGGCUUCUUCUUACAGCCGGACUCUCAAAGCACCCAAGAGCCCCCGCAGUUCGACUGUGUGCUGAAACUCAUAGCGCACUACAUGGGGAAGGGGCCCGACGCCACGAGGAGCAGAGAGGGAGCGUGUGGUGGUGGGGGGGACUCGGAGGCUGCAGACAUGAAAGGACGCAGCGUGUAUCUGAUCCACACAGGCGGAGAGAGGAUUCCCUUGGAGUUGCGUCGACCCCUCUCGAGCUCUCUCUCAUCCCUGCAGCACAUGUGCAGGAGGACCCUGAAUAACAGAGGAGGCCUGGGGGGGUCUGAGCGAGCCGAGCAGCUCCCGCACACACUCAGAGACUUCCUAGAGGAGUACGAUGCCCCCAUAUGACUGACAGGAACUGCAGAGGUUCCCCAACACAUGGACCAGACGCCUGGAGGAAGGCACAGACCAGUUCUGUGCAAAUCAGAUACUGACCUGAGUUAAGCCGCCAGAAAUCAGUGAGGUCUGAAAUCAGCUGUUCCCAGAUCUGUUUCAACACUGACAGCCAUCGUCUCCCUCUGACCCGAGGGUGAGGGGUGGGUGGGAUGGGAUGAGGAAGUGUGAUUUGGGUAACCACGGAUACCUCGUCCGUCCUUCCUUGCAAAAAAACAAAAAACAAACUGACCACUAACUAGUGUGAGUGGCAGAUGAAACCAGAGGUCAAAGGUCAAUGUUUUCUAUGACUGACUUAGACGCAGAGCAGAGCCUCGUAGAAGAUUAACCCGAUUGGUCGAUAUUAACGAUGAAUACACACCACCUGUGAUCCUGGUGGGGUUAAAAUGUGCUUAAGACGAAAACCUCUCCGCUCCUCCGACAUGCCUGACAUUUACAACACUUUGGAUCACUGGACACAGAGAAAAGACGACAAGAGAACAGGAAAGCUCAGAGAGGGUGAAAGAGAGAAAGAGAGAAAGAAAGAAAAGGGGGGCAGGGGCAAUAGAGGAAAGGCAAAGUCCACAAGAGGGGCAGAAAACGUACAGUGUUUGUGUGUGUCUGAGUGUGUGUGUGUGUGUGUGUGUUGUGGUGGUGGUGAUGCACACAUUUCCAUCGCUGCUUCCCGCAAAUGUUGCCUCAUAGAGGGGAGUGGGGUGGUCAUGCACGCUAUCUCCACUCACACACACGCACACACACACACACACACAGGUGCUGCAAAGCCCACAUGUAGGUUUUUGCUAGCGUGGGAACAAAAGAGAGGAGAGAGGAGGGAGAAAAAAAGCAUUACAAAGCAUCUUUUCCCCCCCUCCGCUGUUUGUGUCUCGGUUCUCCUUCAUUACCGAUUCCUUACCCUCCCUCCCUUCUUUCUUUUCUUUUCUUUUUUUUUGUGUGUGUGUGUGUGUGUGUUUCGGAGCUGCAUGUGCGCUUUGACAGUGACAGAAAACAGGCUGCUGUUGCUGAGACAAAAGCCUUGGCAAGGGACCAAACAAAACAGUAGAACUUAUUUUUAUCCAGACUGGCUGGAAAAAUGUCAGCGACACUGUAAAGCUCCUUUGGGGGAAUGAUGAUGAUGGUGAUGGUGAUGAUGAUGAUGAUGAUCCUAGAGAUUGGGGGCAGGGGGAGAGUGGGAAGAGGGAAUGAACGAAGGAGACAGAAGAGCGGGAAAUGGGAUUAGGAAAAAGGAAACUGAAUAGGACAGAGUGGUAAGGAGGAGGAGGAGGGGGGCUAGGGUAGAGGGGAAGGAGAAAGGGGAGGAGACAUACUGGUAUAGAGCUAAACAAAAACAUUGACGUGAUUGAUGCUUCAGACUUAAGAGGAAGUGAUAAAACUCAACAGGACACAACUCCUGUAAAUAUGAAGCCAGGUUUAUGCACAGACAAGCAGAGAAUCUCCAUGUGAAAAAGAAAAGUUUAGAGUCUUAAUUUAAAAGUGUGUUUUUUGACCCUCUUGUUUUAACCGUAUCAUCUCAAACUCAUUUCUUUUUGUGUAAUGCCUUUUCAAAAAACUUGCUCUCCCGACCCCUCUUUUAAUUUCAUCGCUCAUCGUAUGAUUCUGUGGAUGUCACAUACUGAAAAAAAAAUGUGUAUCCUCGCCCCCUUCUUACUUCCAUCGUUACCUCUGAAGCAGGAGUUUGAUUUUUUGUCUGUCUGAAUGUCAAAGGGAACACAAGUCUUCCCUAAAGUGAUUCUUUAAGAUGAAAAAAAAAAGAAGAAGCCUUUUGUAAAAACAAGACUUGGAUUUGAUCAAAAAAAAAAAGUCUUAACAGCGCUCCUCAUACUUACCUGUGAUCCAUAUUGGAGUGGUAGCCUUUCUCACAUCAAACAGUUUCUGUGAUCUUAAUGUGACCACUUGAGAAAAGAGUGCUGAAAUAUACCAUAAAUAAUUCAUGUUUUCCUUUUGUUUGGUUGGUGUUGUUUUUUUGGGGGUUUUUUUUUUUUGGUCAAAUCCCAGUCUUUAUUUUAUCACAUCAACACCAAGUUUGUACAUGUGUCUCAUCAGUGGAUCUCACGUGUAUGUGAAUCAUUUUUGUCUUUUAUAAAGACUCUUGCAAAAGGCUGGCCACUAGUCUGGCAAAAAUACAAGCUGUAAUAUCUGAAAUGACAAAGCAUUACAAAAAGAAAAAUAAAUGAAAAGGAACGUUGCACAUAUUUAUAUUUCUAAAAUAUUUCAAUAAUUUAUAUUAAAGAGCACUAUUUUUACAAA